Messenger RNA from Xyrichtys novacula (pearly razorfish), 4756 nucleotides. Lineage: Eukaryota; Metazoa; Chordata; Actinopteri; Labriformes; Labridae. The record is from the annotation of a GenBank genome assembly.
GCUGAUACCGCUUCCACCCACACAGAGCUUAAAACACACACAGCUAUUACUCAUUUCAGAAACCCCCCAACUCUGAGCUUUCGUCUUUCCUCACGCUGAACUCCAGUCUCACACACAACUGGACCGCAUGAACUCUCUCCUCUGUUUGCAUGUGUGUGUUAGUGUGUGUGAGAGACUUUCACCGACUUCACAUCAGCAUGGUUCAUGUCACAACAGCAGAGUGAGUGCGACCCUAUAUAUCACUGAUGUGUCUGCCCCUGUGCACAAUCUGUGGCUUCAGGUGCUGUAUCCUCUUCCUGUUGGGGGGGAGAUGGGGGAGGUAAGGUACCCAUGAAGCUCAAGCUGACACCAGUUUAAAGAUCGGGAAGCCUGUCUGCUGUGCAAGAAGAUAGACGGAUCUGUUCAAUUAAAACAUUUUUUAAACAAAGAUGCAACCUGACCUGUGAUCUGUAGCCACAUUUGUGCAGUGUGUGUGUGUGUGUGUGUGUGUGUGUGUGUCUUUCCUUAUGUGUGAGAGUGUGAGCUACUUCAUGGCUGCAGCCCAAGAGUAUCCUGUCAACAGGAACUCCUGGAUUUGAUAUGCACCCGCUCCUGACCACAGAAGGAAACUGAUUUGUUUGCAGUGUGUGUGUUCGCUGGUUUUAUCUCUGCUCUCACCCACAGAUGUGUUCAGAGGCUCCAAAAAUGUACCCACAACCAAAAAGAGGAACUUUUCCCUACUAUUUUAUUCUAAAAGUCCUGUUUGGAUAUGUUACAGAGAGUGUAAUAAAAAUGUAUUAAAGGUUGAUUUCAUGUGCUUAUUAUUGGGGAGGAAAUGGUUUAAGAAAAACUGAGAUUUUGACACCUCAUUCUGCAGGUUUAGGAGUUCAGUAGAAGUCCGAAAACACUUCUCAAGCAGAGCAGUUGAUUGUUUUCUGUGCCUGACUUUACAGCAGAACAGGUUGGAUAAGUUUGCCUAGUGAUGGUUUCCUUGUUGACGGGGAAAUAUGAAGUUGCUAAAUCCUUCAGUGUCAUCACACCAACAUGAAGACAAGGUGAAACUAUUAAAAACAAAAGAAAGGGAAAAAAACAGGGGCUGCACCUUGGCGUCAUGAGAGUUGAAGCCUUUUAAACCUGAAGAGGCUACCAUAAGCUGCACAGUGUCUAAUUUGCACCGUUUUACCUUUAUUCGCAGAAAGCAUGCACAGUGUGUCAGUGGAAAGUGUUGUUUUGUUGUGAGGCCGGUUUAAGUAGUUAGCAGUGUUGAAAUGCUGCUCUCUCUCUCUUUUUCACGGGGCUCAACUUGCAAUCAAGGAGGAGCCGAGAGUCCUCCGGGGCUUCUUCUGGAACCUGCUCCUCAAAUAUAAAGCGCUCCCCCCAUCCAGCAGGAAACACUGAAUCAUAACACUCAGGCAGGAGCCGCUGUGCGCUCACAUCUGUGCUGUGUCCUAAACCCGAGCUGACACCUGAGCCAUCAGAGUGUGAAACACCGCGGGAUUUUCAUUCAAAAACAGUUUAUUUGCUGUUUUUUCCAGCUUUUAAUCAUCAGACAGCUUCAUAGAGACUGAGCGUGUGGCGCAUUAAAGUUUGGAGAGGAGAGCGCGCGCACAUGGCAGCCCUCAUCAGCGCGUACUCGUCCUGGCCCGAGUCCUUCGAGUGUCCUCCAGGAGAUGGGGACGUGUCUGAUGGACAUGGGCCGCACAGGAGCGCCGCGGACAAGGCUCCGGAGCCGCGGAUCAGACGGCCCAUGAACGCGUUCAUGGUGUGGGCCAAAGAUGAGCGCAAACGGCUGGCGGUGCAAAACCCGGACCUACACAACGCCGAGCUCAGCAAGAUGUUGGGUGAGAUGAAAAAAAGUUUCUCAAAGUUAUAAGUUGUAUUUGUUACCAUACACUAUAUUAUUACCAUUAAUUCUACCUCUCGCUUAAUUUAUCCUAAAUAGCUAUAAACUUUUACCAUGCAUGUGCGCAUUUAAAACUCCCAUCAGGCCUCGGUAUUUACACUUUGUCUCUAUAAUAAAGAAAAAAAAGAGUAUAUUAAAUGAAAUCCUGCAAACGAAAAAUAUAAUAAUUAAAACCAUGAGAAAAUGAAAGGAAUGAAACGUUUUUACCGCCGCUGUUUCAAAGCUAAUUAAUUAAUUAAUUCGGUAACUUCAAAAACAAUCAAAUUGCGCCGACAUACUCGGCUGAAUUUUGCAGUAAAAAUGAGUUCAAAUACGAAAUUCGUUUCAUUUAUGGAAACCGAAAAGAAGAAAAAAUGUUUUGUUUUCGUUUGAUUUGGGCUUCUUGGAUUAGUGUCUAUUGUUAAACCCCCAAAUCUGGCACUGUUGCCGUUCCGUUUUAAUGCCAAUUCAAGAAGAGCAGUUUCCCAAUGAAAACGUGUUCUUUACAAAGUAAAAUUGAAAAUUGUGAGUCUUAAAAAAGAGACUUCACAAAAUAAAAGCAUGACAUGGUAAAAAAGUAAACCAAAGUGGAGGCUGAAUGUUAAACACAAGGUGAAAGUUUGGUCAUCUGUUUUUUUCUUUUGUUAAAAACCAAAGAGGUAAAUUACCAAGUAAAUUAUAAACCAUUAAAAGCAAAGAAAAACCUUCUUUAUUUUUUUAUUUUUUGGGCUCUUAUUCACAACUUUUUAUUUUUACUUUUGUUGAGUUUUUGGCAAUUUUAAAAUUACACUAAUGGUAUAAAUUUAAAACCGUGUCAUUUGGAAACAGAGAUUGAAGGCCUUGAAAGUAAUGAUGAAAUUCAGAGUAUUUCCAUGAGUAUUUUACAAGUUGAAGAAAUUUAAAAAGUGUGUGAAAAAAAAAGUUAUUUUUUUGUAGUAAUCACAUCAAAUAGAAAAUGUUGUAAAAGAAAACAGUGGACAUUUCUUAAGGAUUUCUUUAAAACUUUUCUGCUUCUCUUGCAGGAAAGUCAUGGAAGGCCCUAACCCCCCCUCAGAAGCGGCCCUAUGUAGAGGAAGCGGAGCGGCUCCGGGUCCAGCACAUGCAGGACUACCCCAACUACAAGUAUCGUCCACGCCGGAAGAAGCAGCUGAAACGCAUCUGCAAGCGAGUGGACCCCGGUUUCCUGCUGAGCGGCCUGGCCCCUGAUCAGAACGCCCUGCCCGAGCAGAGAGCCCUCUGCCACCCCCUUGACAAAGACGAAAGCGGCCCCAACGGUGUCAGUGGCAGGUUUUCCAGCCCCAGCCCAGCUCUGCCCAGCGUGAGGAGCUUCAGAGACCCAUCUGGAUCCAACAGCAGCUUUGACACGUACCCCUACGGCCUCCCCACACCCCCUGAGAUGUCCCCUUUAGAUGCCAUGGACCACGAGCACGUCCCCCCCUCUUAUUACUCUAGUAGCUCCUCCGUCUCCUGCUCUUCCUCGGCCUGUCCAGAUGAACACCAUCAAAAUCAGACCCACAUGGGCAGCCCUCCCCCGUACCACACUGACUACACCCAGACCCAGAUCCACUGUGGAGGCUCACACAUAGCUCACAUACCCCAUAUGUCUCAAAACCCCUCUGGUGCUGGACUCAUCCCUGGUCCUCCUCCUCCUCUGUCCUACUACAGCACCUCCUCUUUUCCCCAGAUCCACCACGGGCUGCACCAGGGCCACCUGGGUCAGCUUUCCCCCCCACCAGAGACGCAGGGUCACCUGGAGACUCUAGACCAGCUGAGUCAGGCUGAGCUCCUUGGUGAGGUGGACCGCAAUGAGUUUGACCAGUACCUGAACUCGACUGGAAGUGGGUUCCACCCUGAGCAGGGUGGCGGCAUGACUGUAACGGGACACAUCCAGGUAGCGUCUGCCGCUAACACUUCUAAUACCGCCUGUCCUAGUAGCAGCAGCACCUCAGAAACCAGCCUCAUUUCGGUGCUGGCGGACGCUACGGCAGCCUACUACAAUAACUACGGCAUCUCGUAAGCUAGGCCACUGCGCCCACUAGGCUCGGGACUCAUCUUAGACAAGACAGGGUUCGAAAUGGGUGAUUUCAGAUUAUGCUGAAUUUGGGCGCAUUUGGGAGUUGAGAAAAACACAACAUGGCCCCCAUCUUACACAACAACCGGCAUUUUGUAAGCUAAGACAGAGCACCCAUUACACUUGGAGCCUAAAGAUAUUGCAGGGUGAGAAAAUGUUGGAUCUUCUUGCAUAUGGGUGCAAGUAGGAAGAGAUUUUUAUCCCUCAUUUGUAAUUUUCUGGCUCAAGUUAGCGACUGAGCGACCUCAUCCCUGGACUGAUUAAUAAGCAAUAUGUGGCGCUGAGGAAUGAACGAAGAAAAAUACGGGAGGAAUCUUAAAAAAAGGGAGACGGACAACUCAGGGAUGCAGAUGAAAAAGAAGUCGCCUCUAGUUGUCAAAAGUUUUCUAAACCAGGAGAACAAUCGUAAAAAGACUUGUAAAUGUUGCUGUUGUAAAUGUACAGACGCUCUCUAGAAGCUAAUUUAAGUCCUUUGAUGUUUCGCCAAAAUGCUAACUGUGCUAAUGCUAUUCUCCACGCUCUCCAUCCGAAUGUUUGUUCUCUAUGUCCUCGCUCUCAUUAGUUUGGGAGUCUUACCUCAGUAGUUGUAAUUGAAUGAGGUUUUAGUCAGACAUUUCUUAUGCAAUUUAACAAAAACGGUGUAUAAUAGAGAAAAAAAAUGACGUUUAUACUUCCUCUCAAGUACAUAAUAAUAUAUAACUGUAACCUCUGAGAUGAAAAUAAUAAUGGUAACUAUAACUGUAUGCUGAUUUAGGUUUGUGAAAGACAAUAAUUUAAAAUAAAGUUCAAUUUUUGUAUGAAUAAAGUCGCCUGUGGACAACAUA